Molecule: messenger RNA, 8401 nt
Organism: Hippopotamus amphibius kiboko
Lineage: Eukaryota; Metazoa; Chordata; Mammalia; Artiodactyla; Hippopotamidae
Gene: TMTC1
Product: transmembrane O-mannosyltransferase targeting cadherins 1
Exons: 20
Coding region: 147-3023 (958 amino acids)
Biological process (GO): protein O-linked glycosylation via mannose; RNA processing
Molecular function (GO): mannosyltransferase activity; protein binding
Source: RefSeq, a predicted model, not a curated record
GCGAGGCGCCGGCGGCCGGUCCAGCUGCCGCGGACCAUGCCCGAGCCCGCCUCCGGGCAGCCGCCGCGCCGCGCCCGGGCCCCGGCCGGGGAGGAUGCCAGACGCCCGGGAGAGGCCAGGGCGGAGGCGGCGACGGCGGCGGCGCGAUGGUGGUGACCGGCUCUGCCCGAGGCGGCGGCGGGGACCGCGCGCCCUCCCGGCGGCGGGGCUGCGGACUCGCGCGGGCCGGGGCCGCGGCGCUGCUGGCCGGGGCGAGCUGCCUGUGCUACGGCCGCUCCCUGCGGGGCGAGUUCGUGCACGACGACGUGUGGGCGAUCGUCCACAACCCCGACGUGCGGCCCGGCGCCCCGCUGCGCUGGGGCAUCUUCGCCAACGACUUCUGGGGCAAGGGCAUGGCCGAGAACACCAGCCACAAGUCCUACCGGCCGCUCUGCGUCCUCACCUUCAAGCUGAACAUCUUUUUGACUGGCAUGAACCCGUUCUACUUCCAUGCAGUGAAUGUCAUUUUACACUGCCUAGUGACCCUUAUGCUGAUGUACACCUGUGACAAAACUGUCUUUAGGAAUCGUGGACUUGCUUUUGUUACGGCGCUGCUUUUUGCUGUGCAUCCUGUUCACACAGAGGCGGUGGCUGGAAUUGUUGGCAGAGCUGAUGUGCUGGCAUGCCUGCUGUUUCUGUUGGCCUUUCUCUCCUACAAUAGGAGUGUGGACCAGUGUUGUGCUGGGGAAUGCUUCCCUCCCACGGCUUCUCCCUUCUUCCUGCUGCUCAGUCUCUUUCUGGGGACCUGCGCGAUGCUGGUGAAAGAGACGGGCAUCACGGUGUUCGGCGUGUGCUUGGUUUACGAUCUCUUUUCUUUAUCCCACAAUCAUGAUAAAUCGAGCAAUGGGGUGGUCCGUCAGCGCAGCGCUCAGCAGCCUGCGAGCUUCCCGCCCACCGCACCGCCAGCGCACCCUCCUCGGGAGAAUGGGAAGCAGCCGCGGUUCCCUCACAAAGGAGCUUGGGGUGGCUGUCACGCUGCACUGCCACCCGAACCCAAGAGCGGUGGAUUCCCUGUGUCUCCUCGAGCUGUGUGGUCCUUGAUGAGGUAUCUGACUGCAAGCAGCAAUAGAAACUUCCUGCUUUCCAUGAGGCCCUUCUUAAAAAGGGCCAUUUUGGUCAUAAGUUAUGUGGUUGUUGUUCUGUACUUCCGUUUGUGGAUAAUGGGAGGAUCUAUGCCCCUCUUCUCAGAGCAGGAUAAUCCAGCUUCAUUUUCGCCUUACAUUCUUACAAGAUUCCUUACGUAUUCCUACCUCCUGGCCUUCAACGUGUGGCUUCUGCUUGCACCUGUUACCCUGUGCUAUGACUGGCAGGUGGGCAGUAUUCCUCUGGUAGAGACCAUAUGGGACGCUCGGAACUUAGCCACCGUCCUUCUGGCAGUCGUGAUGGCCUUACUGAGCCUUCAUUGUUUAGCAGCCUUCAAGAGACUGGAGCACAGGGAAGUUUUGGUGGGCUUGUUGUUCCUGGUUUUCCCGUUCAUCCCAGCCAGCAACCUCUUCUUCAGGGUGGGUUUCGUGGUGGCCGAGAGAGUCCUAUACAUGCCUAGCAUGGGCUACUGCAUCCUCGUCGUGCACGGACUGAGCAAACUGUGCGCGUGGGGGAAUCGCUGUGGGGCCACCACCCUGAGCGCGUCCACUGUGCUGCUGCUGCUGCUUUUCUCCUGGAAAACCGUGAAACACAAUGAAGUUUGGCUGUCGAGAGAGUCCCUGUUCAGGUCUGGAGUUCAGACUCUGCCCCACAAUGCCAAGGUUCACUACAACUACGCCAAUUUCCUGAAGGACCAGGGUCGGAACAGGGAAGCCAUCUACCACUACCGAACGGCCCUCAAGUUGUAUCCACGCCAUGCAAGUGCCCUGAACAACCUUGGAACACUAACCAGAGACACAGCAGAGGCCAAGAUGUACUAUCAGAGGGCUCUUCAGCUAAAUCCACAGCACAACCGGGCUCUUUUCAAUCUCGGGAAUCUCCUUAAGUCUCAGGAGAAAAAGGAAGAGGCUAUCACCUUCCUGAAGGAUUCCAUUAAAUACGGGCCAGAGUUCGCAGAUGCGUAUUCAAGCUUAGCGUCGUUAUUGGCUGAGCAGGAGAGAUUUAAGGAAGCUGAGGAAAUAUACCAGGCUGGAGUAAAGAACUGCCCAGAUAGCGCAGACUUACACAACAACUAUGGAGUUUUCUUGGUUGAUACUGGCUCUCCAGAGAAGGCGGUGGCCCAUUACCAACAGGCCAUCAAACUCAGCGCAAGCCAUCAUGUGGCCAUGGUGAACCUGGGGAGACUCUACAGGUCAUUGGGAGACAACAGUGUGGCUGAAGAAUGGUACAAACGCGCCCUGCAGGUGGCACGCAAAGCUGAGAUAUUAUCACCGUUGGGAGCUCUCUAUUACAACACGGGCAGAUACGAAGAGGCUUUGCAGAUUUACCGGGAAGCCGUGGCCCUGCAGCCGUCCCAAAGGGAACUCCGCCUGGCACUGGUGCGUAGACAGAUAAAAGAAGGAAGAUGGAGCAGGGAACAGGCUCAGGUUUUGGCCGUGAUGGGUCAGACAAAAGAAGCUGAAAAGAUGACCAAUGACAUUGUGUCAGAGGAGACCGGCUGCCUGGAAUGCUAUCGCCUGUUGUCCGCCAUCCACAGCAAGAGGGAGCAGCACGACAAGGCACUUGAUGCUAUCGACAAGGCUCUCAAGCUGAAACCAAAGGACCCGAAAGUUAUAUCUGAACUUUUCUUCACAAAAGGAAAUCAACUAAGAGAGCAGAACCUUCUUGACAAAGCUUUUGAGAGCUACAAAGCAGCUGUGGAACUAAAUCCAGAUCAAGCACAGGCCUGGAUGAACAUGGGUGGAAUCCAGCACAUCAAGGGAAACUACGUGUCUGCAAGAGCUUAUUACGAGAGAGCCUUACAGCUGGUUCCAGACAGCAAACUGCUGCAGGAAAACCUCGCCAAAUUGGAUCGCCUAGAAAAAAGGUUACAAGAAGUUCGAGAAAAGGAUCAAACAUAGCAGCAUUUGACCCGGUCUCUAGGGACAGUGCUGGUGCCUUUGGAAGAGGAUGAAGUGUGACAGAAGCCUCGCUGUCACAUCACUUGGGGCACAACCAAUGAAGUUUUCCUCUCACCCCGGGUUCAGGGUGGCACAUUUUGGGACACCUGCUGGGAACCCUGUGCUGGGGACUCGCAUUUCCAUGGAAGAAGACAAAAAGAGUGAGCAAGGGCUAGGAGGCCUGAGAGGGAAGGAAAACAGCAACUACAUGUUGUACAGAUUUUUGAUUGCUUUAAUUCCGGAUUUCCUUUCAUACAUUUGUCCGCUUUUCCAACCUGGGAAUCUAAUUCCAUUUCCUAAGGUAGACAUUUGUGUCCCAGAAAUAGAGGCUUGAAAUGCUAUGAGGGCAUGGCAUCUCUUCUUUAUGAGAGGAGAUAUUUCAGAGAGGAUACAUCCUCUGGGAUAAACCAGUUGGGAAAUUCUGCCAGGAGGUAGCUGAUUUAAUUCUCCAGAACUAGAAUUGAGUAUCUAAUAGUUUUUGUUAAAUCUUCUGGAAUAUAUGGGGAAAGGGGCUAUUGUUAAGCCAGCUUUAUCUAAUAUCCUCUGAGGAUAUUGCUAGAGCCCUGUUGAGAAGUAAAUUAAUUUCCACUCUGACACAAGCUGUUUUCCCAUUGUCUGCUAUAUCUAAAGGAAGCUUCUGGAAUUAUAUGUGGAUAUUAUUCCUAGGGGAAAGCCAAGGAUCUUGGUAUCCCUGAUUCUUUAUGGAAAUGUUUUAAAUUAUUUUAAUUUUAUUGCAAGUAUUACCAGAGUGGUGGUUCUGCUCUAAGAUUUCAUAAGUGCUUUUGAAAAUCAUAAAUGUUUCCGCCUCCAAAUAUAUUAGUAUUUUGGUGGAGAAAAAAUAGUAUAUUCUACAGGAGAAAUAUUAAAGAUAUUGAGAGAAAUGUUCUACUUUAUUAUCUUAGCAUUCAGAUGUUCUGAGAUUAUUAUUUUUUGAAAAUAUAUUUAACCAUUGAGGAAUCUUUACAGUAUACUACAGAAAUCUUCAUAGAGUCUAAAUAGACAGGAAGGAGCUCUAUCGGUUUGUCUUUCUAGGCUUAAUGAGAAUUCUGUGCUUAAAACAUGAAUGAUAGAACCUGCAGUUCUUGGUUCUGUAUUUGUAAUUUUGGAGGUUUCAUGGAGAAUGCUCAAAAAGCUAGGAAAGAAAGUCUAAAUUCAUAAUUUAAAAAUAUAUAUAUUUAUAUUUAAAAGCUAGGGAUGGCAAAGUUGAACUUACAAUUUGACAUUUGUAUUUUAGUGUUAUUUAUUUCAUAACUUAUAAAAUAUUUAAUAUAUACACACUUUUUUCUCUAGACGUAGUGCUUUUAAUAGCAGCUUUCACAACUGAUCAUACAAAAAUUAUAAAUUACAAAGUAGUUACGUUUUAACAGCCCCUCAAAAAAUUUGUCUUGACUAUUCACUUGCUACAGCUAAAGAAAUUAGGAAUCAGCCUUCAGUGUUUGGGUGGGACUAUAUUUUGGAAUUGAAGAAAUUGGAAUAUGUGAUUCUAAUUUGGUUUUGGGCAGUGCUGUUCCUGGUGCUAGGCCAGGUGUCGGACACGUGUAGUAGCCUGAAGGCCCACGUAUGUCACAUGCUCAGGCCACAGCAAGAAGCCUUCUGCUUCCUUUCCACCCCAGUAUCAGAGAGCACUGCUUCUCUCUGUUGUUAAUACUAUUUUUUUGUCAAGGUAAAUCUAGAUAAAAGGAAGAAAAACUUCUUUGGAAAGGGAUGAUGCCAGGAAUAUUUUAAAUGCAAAGGAUUACAGAAUUUGAAUUAGCAUACCUCUGUUUGCAUGUAUCAGUAAUCCAGUGAUGUAUAUAUUACCACUGCGAUCUUCCAUUUCUAAUAGUCUUUUAAUGUUUUAUAUCAUAAAUGUAUCCAAAAUUUCAUGUAAAAUAUUUUUCUUCCCUCUGCAAAAUUACACUUCUAUAGUUCUAAGAUCAAGAAAUGUAUUUAUUGUAAAAUAACUACUCCAUCCCAAAAUGAAAAACAUGAAGCCCUAGUUAAAAAUGUGUGGGACUUUAAUUACAACUUUUUAGAAUAAUUUGUAACAAAAACUCAUACUUAGAAAGUUAAUGGAAAAGAUUCAUUCCCAAAUUUUGAAAAGCAAUUAUGCCUUACUUGAAGGGCUGCUGAAGAUAGGAGAGUACAUUUGUUGCAAUAAUUGAAAUGGCUGUUACAGCCUAAAAGUUGCUAAGAGAAAAGGGUCACAUGGCUUUCAGGAGACCUUUUCUGCCUUCUUUUGGGUGCUUUCUCUCUGUCUCUCUCUCCCCGUCUCUCUCCUCUUCUCUCUCCCCCGUCCCUUCUAUGUCUCUCUCUCCUUCCCUCUCUCUGUCUUUCUCAUUCUGUCUCAUUCUGUCUGCACACACUGGCAUCUCUUUGAACAUUAAAAGUACUGUUUGUUGGAUCAGAUGUUUCUGUCCUGAGUUAAUACUGUCACUUAGAUGUGGCCAAUGAAAUAGUUUUCAUUGUUGAGUGGUGCCUAUAAGAAAAUAAAUCACAUAUUAUUUUUCAAAGAUAUUAAGGGUAUUUUAUAACUAUUUUUAUUUGUCCUUGUAACAGGAAAUAAUAUGUGGAAUUCAUCCUUAUCAAAAUAAAAAUGGGGGGCCCUGGCUGGUGGUGGAGAUGCACCCAGGUUCCCUUUAACAAAAGCAUGCUUGGCUGUGAGUCGACAGCCCCUUUCUGAGAUGGAAUUGCAGGGCCAGCUUCCUGGAUGUGCAGUCUCUGCAGACCCCUGGGGUCCUACACUCAGAAGCACCUUGUGUUUGGUUGAAUGCUCUGCUUGAAAUUCUUAGUAAUUUUUGAAUAAGGGGUCCUGCACCUCCAUGUUGCACUGGGUCAUGGGUAAGAGGGAAGGUGGCUGAGGAGAAGCCAGGAGUUGCUUCAGUCUAGCUGAACACCUGCUCUAAUGAGCAGAGUUCCAUUUGUGGCUGUUACCCUGAGCAGCAUUGGCUGUUUCGUCUCAGCUACACUUAAGAGUUCCUUGUGUACAUAUAUUCCCCUCCUGUUGCUAGUCUAUCUAUCCUGUCCUUCUGUCCGACCUAGAACCAGUUCUCCUUGCCUUCAAAUUCUCCAGUAAGUGGCAGUCCUUUCACAACCACAAGAGUGGUUUUACAAGCUUAUGUUAACCUUAAGAAUUGUUCAGGAGUUUUAAACUGAUUCAGAUGUUUUCAACCUGUUAACGGUAUUCGUAAAACUUGGUUCGGUGAUGUAACGUAAGUGAACUAAACCAAAGAUUCAGAUACCUUGGAGGAAAAGAAAUUUUAUUUUAGGGAAUCCUGAGAUAUAUUCUUCUAGGUCUGCUUAUUUUGAAGCCCAUCACAAAACAAAGAGGAUUUUCAGCACUUUGAUUCCAACUCCCCACAGUACUUCACAGCCCCCAGGGUACAAGUCUGACAUGCCUAGCACGUGGGAGCUCCUUUGGUGCAGGGUUUUGCAGUAGUUGUGCAACCGCUUUUCAACAAGACUAUAUGAGAAAAUGCAAACCUUUCCACACAAACCAACAGAAAAAAACUAAUUUGAGGGGGAAUAAAAAGCAAAUGUGGGUUUCAUAUUGCCUCAAACAUUCCAGGCCCCUCAGAUUGGAUAGCUGAGAUCUUGCCGAGAGCUGAGAUCUCGCCGAGAGCUGAGAUUUCGCCCCUCACACACACAGGUACUCUCGGCCCUAGUGGACUUAAAGAUGACCUGUGUGCACACCUUAGGGAAUCCCUGGACACCGGCCGCCCAGGUGUUGCUUCUAAUAUGCAACAGGGUUGGACAGCCGCUGCAGGCUAAUAACUUUCAUAAGGGUUUAUGACUUUUACAAGGAGAUGUUUAUAAUCUUUUACAGUUUUCACUUUUAAAUUUAGAGUAAAAUCAGCCAAAGAAGUCAAAAGAAUGACUUAACAGCACAAUUGGUUGGUUGAGGCUGCCAUUCCAAGAUUGACAACAGAUGGAUUGGCUGAGGUAGUGUUGCAUUUGUGGCAACUGGACGAUAAUUUGACCUUAUAUUUACAGAACUCUUGGUUUUCAGAUGGAGAGGAAUUGCCUUGCCAUUGGCACGUAUCACAUGAGGUGCCCCAAAUAUAAAAUUUAUAUUUUUUAUGACUCAUGGAAGAGUCCAUGACAUAGAGCCGUAUUCUCUAUCUCUCUCUUUCUUUAGGUUACACGUUAGCUUUCGUUAUUUCUUAACUGUACUCAUUAGAAUGAGUUUUUUUUUUCAAGAAAAAAAAAACUUUUUCUCUAACUUGUGAUGGAUUUGCACCUUAGAUCAAUAAAUCCAUAGGAUAUUCGUAAUAACACUCAAAGCAAAUAUAGUUAUAGGUGUUUUGUUUGUUUUAAUUUUUUUUUUUUUGGUUUCCAAAUCACAUUUACUUUGAUUAAAUUGUAUGUUGGUAUCUCCCAAUAAUAGCAAAACUUAACUAUCUAAAUGGCAUCUUUUGACAUUUUAAAAGAGUAAAUACCUGUCAAAUCUUGUAUUUAGGCUGUAACUGAAUAAGAGAAAAACUUACAAUGCCAAAAAUAUGGGCAAAUACAACUUUUUAUGAUUAUUCUUGAAGUUCUUGAUGUGAAAAAUAUGUUGAACAGUUUUUCCAAAAAUAGCACUUCCUUAUUUUUGGUAGCCAUAUCACUUAAAGAGAAGAAAUAAAAUAACUUCAAUCUAAGCUGUGGUUUACUGUCAGCAAAAUAAAAUGUCACAACAGAACCGAUAUCUAAGAAUCAGGAGAUCUCUAUUCUAGCCCCGCUCUCCUCAGCGGAGCUCCUCACCCAGGACGAGUUCCAUGUGUCUGGGUCACGUUCAUCGUUCAUUAGAGAAGUGGUUAGUUAUAUGGAUCUAUCAAGCUCUGUGAGUCCCCUGAAUCCAAAUGGAAAGUCCUCUGCCUCUGAAGAGAUAACUAAGUGUUGCCCUUCACUUUAGAAAUUCUCAUGAUAGUCAUUGCAGCAAAGCACAUACACACACAACCCUAAAGCUGACUGAUCUGCCCAAGUGCUUUAAACUGGCGGAGGUUAACUACUCUUAUUUUGCAGUCUGUACUCAUAAAAAUUAGUGAUCUUGUUAUGUUUCUGGGGAAAAAAAGAUUUUUAAAAAUUUCCUCCAAAGGAAUUAAAAUACCUGUAGAAGCCGUGGCUUGCUUUUGUAACGUGGAAAUCAUCUGACUUGCUGUGACUUACCCAUCCCUCCUUUUGUCAGAGGGAAAUAGCUGCAUCGUGUUCUUUGUUCAUACUGCUUUUAUUCCCUACUUUGAUCCGCUGUAUAUAAACAUACAUUUUUUGUUACUCUCGCUGUGCCAGUUAGAAUUGUAUCUCCCAUAAAGUAUUUCUCCCAUUUAAGUCUGAUUAUGUACACUUUGCCUAGAUCUUUCCAAAAUAAAAAUUUAUGUAAA